Molecule: messenger RNA, 1657 nt
Organism: Rhinichthys klamathensis goyatoka
Lineage: Eukaryota; Metazoa; Chordata; Actinopteri; Cypriniformes; Leuciscidae
Gene: bhlhe23
Product: basic helix-loop-helix family, member e23
Exons: 1
Coding region: 319-1002 (227 amino acids)
Molecular function (GO): protein dimerization activity
Source: RefSeq, a predicted model, not a curated record
UGGCGUGUAGAACUGCGCGCCAGUCUCAAUCUGCCCAGGGCGAGGGCAAGACGCACUGCAAGAACGCGCGCAAGUUCAGACGAGGCGUCUAAAGUGCACACAACAUCACUGUCUGCGCGGAAGAGCGUUACGCGAGUGCUCGACGUGAUAGGGGAAGAAAGAUCUCUAUCAAAAAGUGACUUCAUUUUCAACAACAGCCCUUUGGAGGACACCCACGAAAGAAAAGAAAGAAGACAGAGCGAGGAAGCUUUCAAGAGCGCGCUCGAAAGUUUUCCAUCCGGUCCGUUUUUUGUUUUCGUUUUAUUUAUUUUCCCCAAAAUGAAUGCCGGCGAAGAAAACUUGCUGAAAUCGAUCAGCAACGACACCCUGCUGGACCUGACGCAGCGCUACGGACAGUCCGCCUUCGGCUUCGGCGCUGGCCACGGUGCUGGGAGUCCUGCCCGCUUCUCCCUCACACCUGCCGCGGAUUUCCUCUCCGGUCAAACGGGAAAGUCAAACGAAAGUGGCGGAGAGCAGACCAGCGACGAAGACGACGGCUUCGACCACCUCGAGUCUCGAAAGAGAGGCGCGGGCUUCGACGAUGAUAAGCACCCGGGCGCUCUCGCCAAGAAGCCGAAGGAGCAGAGAUCUCUCCGGCUGAGCAUCAACGCGCGCGAGCGCAGACGCAUGCACGACCUCAAUGACGCGCUGGACGGCCUGAGGUCUGUGAUUCCCUACGCGCACAGUCCAUCCGUGAGAAAACUCUCUAAAAUCGCAACUUUGCUUCUUGCAAAAAACUACAUCCUAAUGCAGGCGCAGGCGCUGGAGGAAAUGCGCCGGUUGGUGGCUUAUCUAAACCAAGGACAGACUAUAACUUCGCCGAUUCCCACCUCGCUCGCGCCUUUCGGACAGGCGGCCGUGUAUCCGUUUUCGAGCACGGCAUUGGCCACCUGCGCGGAGAAAUGCAGCUCGUUCUCGGGGACCCCGUCCAAUCUGUUCAAACACUGCAACGACAAGCCUUGACUUCCACGGGCUGAACUCUUCCUGCUUCAUCCUUAUGUUGGUCUGAAUUGGAAUGGUUUUGUUGGGAAUGAGCUUAGGUCUGAUUCAAAAGCCCUACGUGUCUAAAUAACUACGAUGUGUCAUCCUGAUUUAUUAGAUAAUACAUACAACAAAAUGUUAACUGAGGCACACAGUAUUACUGGAAUAAGCUUUUAAACCCCUCAAUUUCUAAAGCCUUUUUUGCUUCCCCCCCAAGGAUUAAACAUGAUUAUUUGUGUGAAAAACAAACAAACAUUAAGAAAUUCUAUGUUACUUGCUCACAGCUUGCGGAGGAUUUAUUUCUUAAUUCAAACCUUUUCACUUUCGUUGUUGGUGAACUAUGCAAUUUACUGCAAUUUCCCACACUACAAUAAUUGCUUAACCUGCUUGUCAGAAAUUAAUAAACGGAAGAUGAACUGUCUCACCUCCAUCAGUGUAUUAAAGCGGUGUAACAUUCUCAAAUGUUUGGCCUAAAAAGAUUUUGUUUUUGUUAUUGCACAAUUCACUUGAUUGUAUUGUACAACUGUGAAGAACUACUUGAUCAAACCUACAAAGCAUUUGGUCUCGUUGCGACAUGAGUUUCAUACUGUAUAGCCUAUUGUUUAUAUGUCUUUAUAAUUAAAACAUAUAUCUAUGA